UUGAAUGAUGGAAAUUUAGAAUGGCUAUGUAGCAGAGGUGAUGUUAGUGAUGUAGAGCCUUAUAAAUUGCCUGACGCAUAUCCUACCGAAGAAAAUGACUUGUGGUCUUCUCGGUUAGAUUAUAACAUCAAUCUUAUAAUUGGAGAUCCGGGAAUGGGUAAAACCGAGUUAGUGAAAAGCUUAAAAAAUACAUGUUCUCGCGAAUAUUGGACAGUUUUAAUUAAUCCCAAUGACGUUAAUUUAUUUUUUCGCAAUCACAAUUUCUCUAAAACGGAAAAUUCUUCAGAUUUAUUUAUAAAAUUCAUCACAAAUAAAAAAUAUGAGUCGCUCAAAAAAAUAGAUCUAAUGUUUUUCGAAAUGUGCAUAAAGAAAAACAACGUAAUUUACGUGUGGGACGCACUCGAUGAAAUCUUAAAUGAUAAUUUAGAUGCCGCUUUAAAUAUAAUUCUCCAUCUUUCAACAAAAGGGUUUCGUCAGUGGGUUACAAGCAGACGUCAUUUAAAAUCAACUCUAGAAAAUAAAUUCAAUUUGUUGUCACUUAGUAUAAAUCAAUUUAACGAACAAGAACAAGAAAAAUAUAUCAGAAAACGUCUAGAAUCUUUUAAGUCAGAAUACAACAUUGGCGUAACGCUGGAAAAAAUUAAAUCAUCUUUUGCGAUUGUAGAACACAUAGAUAUACUAGGUAUCCCUCUGCAAAUAUUCAUGCUUACCGAACUGUUCCGUGAAAAUAGCGAAAAAUAUUUGAAACUAAUGGACAACACAUUCGUUUUGACUGACCUUUACGAAUAUUUUAUUCAGGAAAAAUUUAAUAACUUUUACAAAAACAAAAUGGGAUACGAUUUAGAAAAUCCACAAUUGGAAAGUGUAAUCAGUCAAAAAAAACUAAAGGCUACAGAAUAUUACGAAAGUGUGUCCUUUAGAGUAAUAUUUGACGAAGAAAUUACGCAGCGACUGAAUAUUAAUUACAAAAAAUGUGCACAAAAACUUUUGCGAAGUUAUGCCUCUCUGGGUCUUGUAAAUGACUUUCAAAAUGAUGUUCCACGUUUUGUGCAUAGUUCCUUCGCUGAAUAUCUAGUUGCUAGGUACUUUUCAAAAAAUAUUAAUAAUUUUAAAGACACAAUUGCGGACUCGUUGUUUGACCCAAGGUAUAAUAACGUUCGAUUCUUUUUUGACAUGUUGUUGGCUAAAAACUCAAAAGCUCACAUUGCUGUAUUGUAUAAACGUUACGAAUUACUUAAAACAUACGACGACGAAAUUUUAAAUCGCAAAGAUAAAGGGGGCAGAAGUGCUUUACACUUGAUUUCGUCAUGGGGGCAAAGACAUCCGCGUAUAAAAGUGACCCGUGAAAAGAACAAGUUUAUUGUGCACGAAAAUAGCAAUUUCGAUAAAAAAGCGGAAACCAAAAUAUACUUUGAAACGAUGACGUAUUUGCAAAAUACAAAUGAUGUUGGCGAACGUGAUAUGUUGUUAGAUGCGACCCCUAUGACUUAUGCCCGAAAAAGUGAGAGCCUAGGAGCACAAAUACAAUUACUUCAAACAAAAAAGAAUGAGUUGAGGCAAUCUCGCGAUGACAUAAUUAAUAUUAUAUAUUAUUCUGCUUUACUGGGUUACGACGACUUGUGUAAACACUUCACAGUGGAAGAGUUGAAUAAUUUUUGGCGCGAUGUGGAAAUUGUUGCUGUAGAAAAUGCUGAAACACCUCUGUGGCUCGCCUCUGAAAAUGGUAAUUUAAAAAUCGUUGAGUAUUUUGUAAGAUCUGGUGUCGACAUCAACUGUGUUAAUAUAUUCGGUGCGACACCACUUUACGUAGCUUCUUUUAACGGUCACGAAAAAGUUGUCGAAUACUUGGCGACAGUCGGCGCCGAAAUCAAUCGCGCUAAUAAAAACGGUGCGACACCACUUUACGUAGCUUCACAAAACGGUCACGAAAAAGUUGUCGAAUACUUGGCGACAGUCGGCGCCGAAAUCAAUCGCGCUAUGAAUAACGGUCCAACACCACUUUACAUAGCUUCCGCAAAUGGUCACGAAGAAGUUGUCGAAUAUUUGGCGACAGUCGGCGCCGAAAUCAAUCGCGCUACUGAUAACGGUUGCACACCACUUUACGCAGCUUCUUUUAACGGUCACGAAAAAGUUGUCGAAUACUUGGCGACAGUCGGCGCCGAAAUCAAUCACGCUAUUAACGACCGUUGGACAUCACUUUACGCAGCUUCUGACAAUGGCCACAAAAAAAUUGUCGAAUAUUUGGCGACAGUCGGUGCUGACAUUAAUCGCGGGGAUAUCGACGGUUGGACACCACUUUACGUAGCCACUUUCAACGGCCACGAAAAAGUUGUCGAAUACUUGACAUCAGUCGGCGCCGAAAUCAAUCGCGCUGAUGAUGACGGAAAAACACCACUUGACGUAGCUUCCGAAAAGGGUCACCAAAAAAUUGUAGAAUGCUUAAUAAGAGCCGGCGCUCAAACCGAGCCAGUGGCGUAACAAUCAUCUACGGGCCUGUGUUCUACAACACUGUGGGGCCCCUAAUGAACAGCGAAAUAAAAAUUAUUUAAAAAUACGAGUAUAAUGAGUAAAGUAUGAGUAUAUUGCAAUUAGGGCUUACGUUUUGUUAAAAUCAUUCUACCUGAAACACUGAAUUAAAAAACAAAAUAUAAUAACUACCUAAAUACAUUAAUUAAAAUAUAUAUUAGAAAUAAAAAUCCCCUUUUUUUUUCUCAAAAUUGUGUUGUUCUUGCUUUCCAAUGGGCACAAGUUGAUACCUUAGAUCAUAUAAUAAAUAGAUACCAACACGCCGUGUUCUUUCCCUAUGAGAACCUGUGACGACAUUCUCCUGUCACACAUCUCUCUUGUGCAUAGAGGGAUUACAAUGAAGCUAUCCUUGCCUGAUCACUAUUUGAAUUUUGCGCGCCUAAAUUUUAGGAAGUAUGUCUGAACUAACUUCGUACGAAAGAUGUUGACAGCUUGAUUUUAUAAAUAAUUCACAGUAGAUAACGAAAAGAAUAGUAAAUUAUUGGGCAGCGAAUGUUAUCCGUUAUGAUUACAUCACUUAAAAUAGGAUCUUUGUUCUAAAUUCUAAAAUUGUUUUUCUUACAAGAACUCGAAAGAGAGGUUAGAAGAAACAUCUGUCAAAAGCGAUUUGUUACGGUGGUGCGGUACAAGAAUGGAAGUGAAAUAGACAUAUACAAAUGAAAUACAUAUAACAAAGAUGAAGAUGUGGUGAUCACACAAGGAUAGCUCUGUACUACUCCCCUUGACAUAGAAAACGACAACAGAUAGCUUCAUGUCUAGUCACAGCUUUCAGUUUGAGUAUUGGUAUCUAUUUAUUAUAUGAUCUAAGGUUGAUACAAGAUUUGGCACAUCUAAGCUUCUGGCAAUUUGAUUUUCAAGUGAGAUAAUAGCCAGUGAAGAUAAUCUGCAUUGGCCCAUUGUGUUACUUAAAAAAAUUUUAGCCAUUUUUAGUUUCGAAAAAGAUCUUUCCGUUGAAGCCAGCGAAAGAGGUACCUAUUGUAAGAAAAGUGAAACAUGUUGUGAUAAUUUCACUGAAACUAUUGCAGGUUCUAGGUACUCAUUCUGUAAUAAUUUGGCGGUCCACUGUUUUUUCUACUUAAAAAAUUAGUUGUAAACAUACAUCAGACAUAUUUUAUUAUUCCAAAAAGAGCACCACAAACACAAAAUUAAAAUAGUUUUGAAAAUACGAAAGUUUUCAGAAAACACAACUAAAACUGAUUUUUUUUUACGUCUUACAGCAUAAAGUUUCACUGAAGAUCUGAAGCCAGAAUUUAAGUAUUUUGUUGUCCUAAAUCAUAAAUUAGUCAUACUUUUGUAGGCUAAAGAUUGAUAAUUUACUUAAUGAGGUGUUAUUAGAUUUGCCACAAUGGGAUUGCGACACUGCGACAAGUUUAUUAGAAACAGAUGCUGCCGGUCGCUAAAACCCGAGUUUAUUGAGUCUAUGAUACUGAGAUGCCGCCAGAAGUCCAGCCCUUUGCAGGAAAAAAUCGUAAAUAACAAUGAAGGAUCGAUCCUAGGAUCACCGCACAUUUUCGAAUUUUUUAUUUCGGGAUGUAAAUUGCCCAAUAAUAUAAAAAAUCAAAUAAAAAAAAUGUUCGUUUGACCGGACCGGGCCCGUUGAAGAAGCGGGCCCGUGUUCCAGCGAACACAUGGAACACCGGUAGUUACGCCACUGAACCGAGCAUCAUUCCUUUACAAGGGGUAGUAAAAAAAAAUUCCCUAAACCGUCCAGAUGCACCGUAAUGUAGUAAGAAGAAUGUUCUUGCUUGAAAAUCGUAUCUCAUUAAAUUGAACAAAAUACCAACCUAGUUAUGUCCUACCUAAAGAUUUCAAAGAAAAAUGGAAGUUUAUUCCGAGGUUUUUAAUUAAUUUAAAUAAUAAUUUAAAGUCUGGUUAAGUAAUGGGUAUAUGUUUUAUUUUGAAAGCAGAUAUUAAUGUCGUGAAAAUUUUGACAUCGGCAAUUUGCAGCGAAUAUUUUGUCCGUCCUUAACACACAACACGCCCAUAAGCUAAAUUUGAAAAUUAUCAAACACUUUAGUUGUAAAAGUAGUGUAUACAGAGUCGAAUUGCACACAAAAUAUUAAUUAAUUAACAGAAUUCCAUUCACAGAUAACUUGUAAUAUUAAUUUCUGGUGGAAAAAUAUUUUAAUAUGUUUGACUAGAAUUUGAACAUGGUCUGAGACAGCUCGCCAUACCUUAGUAUGCUUAGUUUUCCAUAAAGUAUAACCAACAUUGUAGUUAAAAUCAGAAAACUAUGGAGCAUAGCACUAAUUUAAAUAUUUGCGACAAAUCAGACGUAUCUUCUACCCGGACAAAUGUAUUCACUCACUCCAGUAUCCUUGAUUAUAAGUUACUACAUUAACUGACAAAUAAAUCGUUAUACCUAUUUACUUCUUCUACGUCACUUCAUCACGUUUGCUUAAUCCUGUGAUCACAAUUGAUUACAAAAUAGAUCGGAAGUUGUAACUCCAAUAAAAAAUUGUAAUCGAUUAUCACCUCUUCAGCGUAGGCAUUUUAAUUUUUGAGUUUAAACAAAAACAUGGAAAUAGCUAUUUAUCCAACACCUCUUGAUUAUAAGGUCAUAAAAUUGCCAAUUUUGGACACAUUAGAAGGCCCAUAAGUCAAUAGUGGAAUUAUGAAUUUAUAAUUAAACUGUUUUUUCAUAAUUAAACAGUUUAAAGAAAAUUGAACAAUUUUAUGAACACGAAGGUUAACACAUAAAAUUAGAAUUAUAUGAAUCAUUUGUCCAGUUUCAGAUUAAUAUUUAUAUUGAAAGAUAAUAAAACAUUAUUUGCUUCCUGGUUUGUGACUUCAAUGUUAUUCCCACGUUCAUUUGGUCUUGUCUUCUCAAUCUCAACAGUGACUGUCUUCUCAGUCUCAACACUGCUUUCCGCUCACGAAUUUUCACCCAGGAUCUUUUUAGCAAUAAUCAUUUUGGUGGAAAUUGACUCUUCAACGUAGCCUUGUGCCACGCUUGUUGAUUUCCAUCGGCCAUGAUGUUGGAGCAUACUAAGAUCAGCUCCAGCAUUAGAUAGUAAAAUUGCUGAAGUGCGUCUCACACUGUGUCCUGUGUACAACUCUGCUUCUGGUAAUUUCAAAAAAUCUGCUACUACUGAUGGUAUUUUCGAUAAACUAUUUAUUCCGAUUGGUUGUACUGUGCAUUUCUCACUUCUGUAGCAAAAAAACAACUUGUUGUGAGAAACAUUCUCAGGUCGCAGAGACAUAUAUUUUCUACAAAUAUCCAGCACAUUAACGGAAAAUCCUUCUUUCUUGAUGGUAGAGCUGCGUGAAACAUUUGUUUUUGUAUCUGGUACAGAUACCAACAUAUAUAUCUUUUACGUUAUCGAUUGACAUUGUCACUAAUUCAUUACAUAGACAGCCACCUGAUACACCAAAAAUUAGUGCCACCUGUAAUGUAAAAAAUUAAAUUACAUUCUCAAAUAACAAAAUCGACUUACCUUCAUCAUCAAAAGCUUUGUGUUAGAUUCCUCUACUAGAGACUGUUGAAUAUCCUCUCUUUCGAGAACUUUUGCUUUCUUUGGCUUGUGACUUUUAGAUUCGUUCAUAUUGCGAAAUAUCUGCAUUUUCGUGAAGCUUUAAUGUCACCCUUAACAUGGAAUAUUUUGUCCACAUUGAAGAGGCCGCAACUCUCUUGCUGACGUUAAUGAAGUAACCCAAGAGCACGUCUUCGCUUACACCAGAAACAUUAUUUUCUUGCUUCCAGUUAUUGAAGUAAUUUAAUUCCUUGUAAUAAGCGUCCCUGGAUUUCUUCGGUAACAAACUCGAUGUAGCUUCUUCAACAUCUUUCGCAAUACUUCCCUCUUUUUCAAAAAUUUUCUCAAUUUGACGUGAACAAACAAUUUGUCGUGACAACCACACGGGAACCAAUUCAUAGACUACCAGCUGUUAACGAUAUUGAAUUUUUGAGAUUUUCAUAAUGCUUUAAGUACUGUUACUGAAGGAGGUGUUGGAUAAAACUAUGUAUUACAGUCGUGUCUUAACAGCAAAUAAGUCGCUUAAGAAAAAUUAGGCCACUCGAGCAAGCUCUCGUGCCUGAACAUUUCUUUCGCGACUUAUUUGCCUUAGAAUUAAUAACUUGUGUAAUAAAGUUAUUAAUGUCGCUUACAAUCACCAAUGAAACAAAAUUUUUGUAAAAAACAUACAUAACAAUUGUGUUUUCUCUAUUAUUGAACAAAAAGAACUCCAUGCAUGGUACCGUUUAGUAUUAUUUACUGAAUCGAUUUGUAAGAAGAAUACGACAACUAAGAAAUGGAAAUAUUUUUGGGAUCCGUUCUUCCAGGGCAUCCUAAAUUAUUGGUUGCAAAGGAAUAAUACAGUUUAGGUAUAUAAUCUAUGUUUCCAGGUACUUAGGCCCCAUUACGAAAUCCAACACAAUGAUGCGAAAUAACGAAGCAUUCUAACAAAGUUGGAUAUAUUAAUCGGAAUUCUCGAUAAAACUCUUACAAAUAUCAAAAGGAUAGGAACUGACGAUUCGAUAAACUGACGUAAGAUUUGUGAUUCCAUGAAGCAACGUUCGAAUACAAGACUAAAAUUACCAAAAUGGGACAAUAUUUUCGAAGAUUCUUUAUUAUGUUGACAGACAAAUUAUCGGAAAUUGACGUUUCUCAAAGAGCCUUCAGCUUAAAACAAUCGUGUCAUCAUCCUUUGGCAGACCGCUUUGCGAAUUUCUGUUACUCUAAAAAAUUCUGGCUUAAGAGGAUUUUUUUGGUUUAAAUGUCAUGCAUGGAAAAGUAUUCCAAAAAUGUGAUACGUCUUCUUUUAUCUUAUACAAAAUGGAUGACACGAUUUUACGAAGGAAACAUGGACUCAACCGAGUUCAACGCUUUAUUUAAAAAAAAAAUGAAAUUUCAGCAACAGCUACAAACGUUUUUUGAUGUAUUUUUUGAACGUGGCAAGUGCACAACGUAAUGUUUGGGACUUGGUGUGGACAAAUUUUCUGAUGAAGACAAGAUUUUUGUACUGAAACUUAACGAUGGCUUCCCAGCGUAAUCGUCUUCCAAAAACCAUGAAAAAUAAUAGGGAUUUUUGGAAAUUGGCAGAGGAACCGAAGGAAAACCUCUAGUCAAAACGCCCCAUCAUUCUAACCCAGAAGAAAGUCAAAUAUGUAAACAAUAGUGUGCUACGUACGAGUAUAUGUAAAAAAUCUAUAUCUGAAUAUGUGGUAUACUUAUGUUAAAAAGCACCUUCGAAAAAUACCUGUUUUAAUCUAGUUACAUAUGUGCAAUUUUUCUAAUUUUAUAGUAACAACUGUUUAUUAAAUUAGCUAUUAUCA
Messenger RNA from Zophobas morio, 7798 nucleotides. Its product is annotated as ankyrin repeat, PH and SEC7 domain containing protein secG-like. The record is from RefSeq and is a predicted model, not a curated record. Gene Ontology annotation, molecular function: protein binding. The coding region runs from base 154 to 2478 and encodes 774 amino acids. The transcript has 6 exons. Lineage: Eukaryota; Metazoa; Arthropoda; Insecta; Coleoptera; Tenebrionidae.